This is a messenger RNA of Schistocerca gregaria, 996 nucleotides long. RefSeq names its product natterin-4-like. The transcript has 4 exons. NCBI's taxonomy places the organism in Eukaryota, Metazoa, Arthropoda, Insecta, Orthoptera, Acrididae. The record is from RefSeq and is a predicted model, not a curated record. Bases 195 to 641 code for a protein of 148 amino acids.
UCUGACGUCACCGUCCGCACAGGCCGCUCUGCCAGCCAGCCACAGAACAGGCCGGCUUCAGUCGCAGCUGAGAGAGGCUACGAGCCGGUGUGCCGAGUUACACAGCUACGCAAGGCAGCGCCGUGCGUGCGCCGCGGCCAUCGUGUCCUUGGGCGGGAGGCUAAGUUGCACUACGCGACGCUUAACGCAGCGGAAUGGUCGUGGCGACGAGCUACUACUGGCAGGAAGCGAGCUACGGCGAGGUGCCGGCGCGGGCGGUGCGCGCGGGCAGCGACAAGGACGGCGGCCCGCUGUACGUGGGGAGAGCGCCGCACGCCGGCGACCUACUGCCCGCCAAGGUGGCGCCCACGCACCAGGGCGCCUUCGUCUCCUGGAACUGCCUCGAGCACUCCAAGUUCCACUACGAGGUGCUGGUGCUGGGAGCAGGUGUUGCAGAAUGGGUGCCAUCCAGUAAUGGCGAGGUUCCCGACGGGGCUGUCCCCGUGGGACAUACGACGGAUGGUGAGACCCUCUAUGUAGCCAGGGUCCAGCAUGAUGGCACAACAACACCAGGAAAGGUUCACCAGUCACAUUCAGUCUGCUACAUUCCUUAUGGAGGAAGAGAAAUUGCUUAUAGUCAUUAUGAGGUUCUUGUCAUCUAGGCCUGUCUCAAUGUUGACAGAUAACUUGCAGGAGAAAGAUUUCUCAGGUACAAGAUUUUCUGUUUUAAGAAAACUCAAUUUGCCAGUGUGUGUGUAGUUAAUGACAUUGAGCACAGACAGAAGUAAAUUAUCCUUAACACUUGGAAAAGUGAUCUUGAAUCGAGACAUUGUUAUUUAUUUUUUGUAUACUUUGAAUUUUAAUAAUACAGUAUUGUUAAACACUAAACCUUUCUAAUAAAUACUACCUUACAGCAGGCUGUGUUCAUGAUUGCAUGUGAAUCUUUGUUUUAUAAAGAUUGUCAUUGAUUAUGUAAAAUUGUAUAAUGUUAAAUAAAGACAAAAAUGGCCUAAGGAA